Messenger RNA from Paramecium tetraurelia, 1959 nucleotides. RefSeq lists its product as uncharacterized. Lineage: Eukaryota; Ciliophora; Oligohymenophorea; Peniculida; Parameciidae. The record is from RefSeq and is a predicted model, not a curated record. The transcript has 5 exons.
AUGCUUGAUAAUAUUAUGAUGGCAAUUGGAUGGGCUGGAUCAUAACAGAUUAUUGCCAUAUCACUAUUGAGAUAUCUUAUUUUGGUUAAUAGCAAAGCACUUUAUUUAUCCUAAUUUUUAAUUCGAUUGGCUUGCAUCCUACUAUUUUUGAUAGUGUUCCUGAAUAAAAUAUUCCGUUUGCAGCACCCUCGAUUGAAUACUCCACAUUAAUUGGGCAGACCUUUCAGAUUUUCAUUUUCUUUGGUUUUCUUUUGUAGUCUCAUGGAAUUUGUUUCAAUAGCAAUGGCAGUUCAUUCAUUGAAAUAUUAUAGUAUCGUUCACUUUGCAGCUCUCUUCACUAUUUUUAAAUCCUUCUUUAGGAGUUGGAUCAAUAAUGUGACUCCAAUCACAGCUUUGGCCUCCUAUCUACUGAUGGGUUUGGGUUAUUUAUUGGAGGAUUGGAUAUAUUUUAUUCAUGGGGCUUCAUUUGAUAAAAGAUUCCUCGGAAUAAAUGAAAAAUUUGAAUGGAAGCCAUUAGUCAUGGUUAUAGCUGCAGCAGCCAGUCGAACUCUUGGAAUUCAAAUAUUCAAACACAUUCAAUUUUAAUAGUUAUUUAAAAACAAAGGUUUAGUGGAUAAGAUAUCCUGGGCCAACUAUAUAAACGACGAACCUGAAAAGAUUUAGAACAGUCUAGCUGCUGUGAAUGCUCUCUUUAGUCGAUAUUUGGAAGCACAAUUGAUCGUACAUUGCGAAUAAAACUCAAUACCGAUUCACUAGUUAAAAAGUGAUGCUAUUUUGGAACUCCUAAAUAGUUACUUCGAUAAUCAUUUAUCCUAUAGUUAUUAAUAUAUGGAAUAGUUUCAUAUCUUCAAUUUCAACAAAGAAGCCCUUGAUGACAUAGAUGCUUAUGCAGAAAAAGAUACUUUAUUAAGGAAAAUGAUUAAGCAAAGGAUCUUUACUAUUCAACUGUAACAUCAAUAAUUUAAAGAGUUAUUUGGGAUUGACAAAUAUUAAAAUCUUUCAUUUGAAGUCAUUUUUCAAGACUAUGGCAUUCAUGAGUACAUUUGGGAUGAAGAAACUCCAUUUAUUUCAUUGAGUAUGUAAUUUUUUCAAGGAAUCUUUUGUCUCAUAGCAGCAUAUUUUAAUGAAGAAUAAUUGUCUGAUUAUUUUUCACAGGGCUAUGAUAUUGGACUCACUUUGACUAAAAUAGAAUAUUAUGUGUGGAUUGCUGUUUUUUUGGGAAUUUUAUAAUUGGGAAAGAUAGGGGCCUAUAAAUUAAUAAUCUUAUGGGAAGUAUAAACAUACUUUUUUAGUGGUAUAUUCCUAGAACUUGGUAUCAUUUAUUUAACUAUGAUUUGGAUUGAAAACAUAACCUAUAUAAAAGUGCUUGGUCUUAUUAUUUCAUAUAUAGUAAUGUCAAUAAGUUAUCGAUCAGCUGAAAAAGUCAGAGAUUAAAAAAAUAAACUAUUUUAUUUAAAUUUUGUUAUUUUCUUAGUAAAAACACAAAAAUUUACAAAUAGAGAAGGCAGCCAUAUCAUUUAAUUGAUGACAUAAUGCUGUGAACAUUUGAGCUUAAAUGAAUUCUUGAAAGUAUUAUCCCAGAUGCUGUGUAUACAUGGAAUAGUGAGUUGUGAAUAACUAAGACACAUGAAAUUUAGUCAUUUUGGAGAGAGUCCCCUAUUCAAAUUCUAAAUCCCUUUCAUCUUUCAAUCUUAAUUGCGUUAUGAAAAUAACAUUGAAAAUGAUACUUUGAUUUAAGAAGAGGGUGAAAUAGAAUAGAUGCAAAAGUCUUAAUUUACUCGUUAUGUUAUUGAAAGCAAAUAUUAAGAAAACAAAUCAGAUAUAAAAUAGGGAAAAAAUGUUGGCAAUUCAAGGAUAUAAGUCAAAUCUGAAAUACAACCUUAAUAUUCUAAAAUCAUGUCAGAUCGAAAAUUAUCAGCAUCAGCGUAAAAGUCCAAAAGACAAUCGAUAUUAAAUUGA